Macrobrachium nipponense is the source of this 680-nucleotide messenger RNA. RefSeq names its product decapping and exoribonuclease protein-like. The record is from RefSeq and is a predicted model, not a curated record. Gene Ontology annotation, molecular function: mRNA 5'-diphosphatase activity. Bases 249 to 665 code for a protein of 138 amino acids. NCBI's taxonomy places the organism in Eukaryota, Metazoa, Arthropoda, Malacostraca, Decapoda, Palaemonidae. Gene Ontology annotation, cellular component: cytosol; nucleus. The transcript is spliced from 6 exons. Gene Ontology annotation, biological process: nuclear-transcribed mRNA catabolic process; NAD-cap decapping.
GAUCCAGACCACUUGUGUCGGCAAGGGGCCGAGGCCGUGGAGGUUUUCGAGGAAGAGGCAGAGGAUACGAUUCUGGAAGCUCUCACUUCAGAAUCGGCGCAUCAGCUGAUAUCGAAUUUGAUCCAAAUGAUGUUUUCCAGAUAAGACGUCCUGAGACAUUUUCGGGCGAUGCAGAAGUUUUGCAGAAACCAACAGUCCUUGGUGGUUACUCGGUGGACUCUGAGAGGGAUUUUGGCCAUGACCGAUCCAUGCUGCACUUUCUAGAUACCAAGUAUAUAUCCGAGAAAGGAAAAAUGAAGGUGAGUUUAGACUUGAAUAAAGGCUGGGGCAAAUUCAACAGAUAUACAGGAAACCAAGAAGAAAGCUUCCAGAACUUCUUGAGAUGGAUCAUCAACAAUCAGGAGUGUGUCAGUGAAUCUUCUGACAGACUGACUGCAGAUUUUGUAAGUGCCAGGGGUAACUUUACAAAAAUGAUGAGGACCCCUUACAAUUUUGUAUCGCCUUGGACUAUGCAUGCUACAGAGUUCAAAGGGUCUGUGUACAUUAUAAACUGGCCAACAGAAGAAGAUAUGGCUGAGAAAAACAAUGUAGUUAUGGAUGAUGUGACUAAAUGGGGCCACGUAUUUGAGCAUUACAUGAGAGGAGGUAUGGUAGACUUGCUGUAGUGAGCAGAGGCUUGA